AUGGAAUCAAGUACUUCUCUACAAGAUAGAAAUUAUACAUCAGUGGUCAUGUUUGUUUUCCUGGGAAUCACAGAUGAAAAAGAGUUGCAGGUCAUCCUCUUUCCAAUCUUCCUAGGAAUUUAUCUUGUGACCUUAUUUUGGAACCUGAGUCUUAUCAUAAUUAUCAGGAUGGAUUCUCAACUCCAUACACCCAUGUACCUUUUUCUCAGUGUCCUGUCAUCUAUAGAUGUGUGUUAUUCUUCUUCCAUAAGUCCAAAGAUGCUUUCAGAUUUCUUCAAGAAUGAAAAAACAAUUUCCUUUAUUGACUGUGCUACCCAAUAUUUUGCUGCAUCUUGGAUGGGUCAGACUGAAUGUUGCCUCUUGGCUGCUAUGGCCUAUGACAGAUACAUGGCUAUUGGGAACCCUUUGCAGUACUCAGCCAUCAUGACACCUGGACUCUGUCAGAAGUUGGCGACUGGGGCCCUUGGAACUGGUUUUAUCUGUAGCUUGAUUGAAACAAUUCCUGCCUUUCAGAUGUACUAUUGUGGACCAAAUGUCAUCCAACAUUUCUUCUGUAACAUAUCUGAGAUUAUUGUCUUAUCUUGCUCUAGCACCUUCCUUACCCAAAUGCUUCUUUUUUUGGCAAUUUUGUUCGUUGGGUUUGGUUCUUUUCUUGUCAUCCUGCUAUCCUAUGGUUUCAUCACAGUGUCCAUUCUGAAAAUGUCCUCCCUCAAAGGUAGUCUCAAGGCUUUCAAUACCUGUGCCUCUCAUCUGACAGUUGUAAUAUUCUAUUAUGUCCCAGUCUUCUUUGUUUACAUGCAUCCUCAUUCUACACACUCUGAAAAGCAGGACAAGAUGCUGUCAAUAUUCUAUAUUAUCAUGACCCCCAUGUUAAACCCUCUUAUCUACAGUCUAAGGAACAAGGAGAUAAAAGAGGCACUUAAGAGGGUAUUAAAGAGAACUACACAUUUUCCUCAGUGA
Molecule: messenger RNA, 960 nt
Organism: Suncus etruscus (white-toothed pygmy shrew)
Lineage: Eukaryota; Metazoa; Chordata; Mammalia; Eulipotyphla; Soricidae
Product: olfactory receptor 5A1-like
Exons: 1
Coding region: 1-960 (319 amino acids)
Biological process (GO): G protein-coupled receptor signaling pathway
Cellular component (GO): membrane
Molecular function (GO): olfactory receptor activity; G protein-coupled receptor activity
Source: RefSeq, a predicted model, not a curated record